This is a messenger RNA of Cololabis saira (Pacific saury), 5853 nucleotides long. RefSeq names its product huntingtin interacting protein 1 (gene hip1). Gene Ontology annotation, molecular function: clathrin-cargo adaptor activity; phosphatidylinositol-3,4-bisphosphate binding; clathrin light chain binding. Bases 169 to 3312 code for a protein of 1047 amino acids. Gene Ontology annotation, cellular component: actin cortical patch; presynapse; extrinsic component of postsynaptic membrane. Gene Ontology annotation, biological process: endocytosis; actin filament organization; clathrin coat assembly. The record is from RefSeq and is a predicted model, not a curated record. NCBI's taxonomy places the organism in Eukaryota, Metazoa, Chordata, Actinopteri, Beloniformes, Belonidae. The transcript is spliced from 31 exons.
GAAAAAGACAAAAUGCUCCAGUGAUCCAAGAGCAAGCAUGGACGGCUGCCCGCCAUAGUUGAUGCUGCUUUUCUCUUUUCUUUUUUUUUUUUAAAAGCUUUACAGGAUAUUUUCAUUUCUUUUAUUCACAUUUUGUUUCGCCAUUUUUAACAUCUGCCACGGACGACAAUGGACCGAGUGAAAAGCUCCAUGCAGCAAGUCCCCAACGCGAUCCCCAAAGUGAUCCGGCGGACCGGAGGGGCGAACAGCCUGGAGCUGGAGAAGGAGAGCUUUGAGAGGGGGCAGGCUGUCAGCAUCAAUAAGGCCAUCAACACACAGGAGGUGGCUGUCAAAGAGAAGCAUGCCAGGACUUGCAUCUUGGGGACCCAUCAUGAGAAAGGCGCCCACACUUUCUGGGCGGUGGUCCACCGGCUUCCUCUCUCCAGCAACGCAGUGCUGUGCUGGAAGUUCUGCCACGUCUUCCACAAGCUGCUGCGAGACGGACACCCAAACGUGAUAAAGGACUCCAUGAGGAACAAAGCGGAUUUAACUGAUAUGAGCAGGAUGUGGGGCCACCUGAGUGAAGGUUAUGGGAAGCUGUGCAGCAUCUACCUCAAACUGCUCAUCACCAAAAUAGAGUUUCACGUCAAAAAUCCUCGUUUCCCCGGAAACCUCCAGAUGUCAAACAGGCAGCUCGACGAGGUGGGAGAGAACGACGUUAACAACUUCUUCCAGCUGACAGUAGAGAUGUUUGACUACCUGGAGUGUGAGCUCAACCUCUUUCUGGGUGUGUUCAGUUCGCUGGACAUGUCGCGGUCGGUGUCGGUGACGGCGGCGGGUCAGUGCCGCCUUGCUCCCCUCAUCCAAGUCAUCCUGGACUGCAGCCACCUGUACGACUACACCGUCAAGCUGCUGUUCAAGCUGCACUCCUGCCUUCCAGCUGAAACUCUCCAGGGCCACAGAGAUCGCUUCCAGGAGCAGUUUAAGAAACUAAAGAGUUUGUUCUACCGCUCCAGCAACCUGCAGUACUUCAAGAGGCUCAUUCAGAUCCCACAGUUGCCUGAGAAUCCUCCCAACUUCCUGCGUGCGUCAGCUCUGUCCGAGCACAUCAGCCCCGUGGUGGUGAUCCCCGCCGAGUCGUCGUCCCCCGAGUCGGAGCACAUGGUGGAAACGGACGACCUGGUGGACAUGGAUGUCCCGGUGCUGCCGGCACCACAGGAGACCAAGUUCGACGAUCUGUUUGGCACUUCAGCCGCUGUUGAUCCCUUCAACUUUAACAGUCAGAACGGCAUGCGCAAGGAUGACAAAGACCGUCUGAUCGAGCAGCUCACGAAGGAGAUCCAGGCCCUCAAGGAGGAGCUGGAGUCAUUCAGACUGGAGAGCGGCCGGUUGUGUCAGGCGCUGCGGGGGCGUGUCAGCGAGCUGGAGGCGGAGCUUGCAGAGCAGAGCCACCUGAGGCUGCAGGCGGCUGGAGAGAGCGAGUUCCUGAAGGCCGAGCUGGACGACCUGCGAAGGGUCAGGGAGGACACGGAGAAGGAGCAGCGGAGCCUGACGGAGAUUGAGAAGAAAGCUCAGGCCAACGAGCAGCGCUACACCAAGCUGAAGGAGAAGUACACAGUGCUGGUUCAGAGUCACGCAGACCUGCUGAGGAAGAACGCAGAGGUUACUCGACAAAUGACUGUCGCUCAGGCAGCACAGGAUGAAGUGGAGGAAGUAAGAAAAGAAAUGCAAGAGAAGGUGAAGGCAGCACAGGACACCGCGGAGAGGCAGGAGAAGGACCAGGUGGAGCAGCUGGAGGAGCUCCAGAAAGAGCUGGGGUCCACCCGGGCAGAGCUCGACUCCCUCAAGACCACCAUGGCCUCGUCACAGCAGACAAGUGAAGUCCUUGGCACUCAACUGGCCAGUCUGCAGUCCGAGAAAGCCGACUUGGUGCAGACCUUGUCGAAGGUGGAGGCGGAGCUUUCGGUGCAGGGGGAGGAGCUACAGCAAGUUCAAAGCUCUUUAGCGACUGAGAGGGAGAGUGGGGUGAAGACGGCCGAAGCCCUGCAGAAUCAGCUCAAUGAGAAGGAGAGCAGGGAGCAGGCGCUGGAGAGCCAGCUGGUGGCUGCUCGCUGGUCCAGCCUGCAGGGAGCUGUGGAGGAGGCAGAGAAGAUCAUCCAGGACUCGCUGGCUCAAAUAGACGACCCGGCACACGUGAGCUGCACCAGCUCCGCAGACUACCUUGCAUCUAGAUGUCAAGCUGCUUUAGAGUGUUUGAACCGAUUACAACUCUCCAGAGAAGCCUUCAUGGCUGACAACACAGGUGUGUCUGAGCUCGUGCGGGCCGUGAACCAGUGUGGCCACCUGGUGGGAGACACCAUCGUUCAGGGUAGUGCCACCUCCCACAUGGUGCCUGUGGAGCAAGCUGAUGUCCUGUCCGAGAGCGUGAAGAUGUGCGGCGCAGAAGCUCUGGCUCUGCUGGGGCAGAUGAAGCAGCAGGACGGCCUGGCUGCAGCGGACGUGGAAAAGCUGAAGACAGCUCUGGAGGUCAUCCUGGCAACUGCAGAGAAACUGCGCCCUCGGGGUCUGGAGCUCCAGCAAGGGGAGCUGGGGGACCUGGUGGAGCAGGAAAUGACUGCCACUUCCGCUGCCGUGGAGUCGGCAGCCGCCAGGAUAGAGGAAAUGCUGAAUAAGUCUCGGGCAGUUGAUACAGGAGUCAAGAUGGAGGUCAACGAGAGGAUCUUGGCCUCCUGCACCGAGCUGAUGCAGGCGAUCAAAGAGCUGGUGUUGUCUUCGAAAGAUCUGCAAAGGGACAUCGUGGAGAGUGGGAGGGGGGCAGCAUCCAUGAAGGAAUUUUAUGCCAAGAAUUCCCGCUGGACUGAAGGCCUGAUGUCGGCCUCCAAAGCGGUUGGAUGGGGCGCCACAGUCAUGGUGGAUGCUGCAGACCUGGUGGUGCAGGGCAAAGGGAAGUUUGAGGAGCUGAUGGUUUGUUCACAUGAAAUCGCCGCCAGCACGGCGCAGCUCGUGGCUGCGUCCAAGGUGAAGGCAGACAAAGACAGUGCCAACCUGCACCGUCUGCAGACGGCGUCCCGGGGGGUCACGCAGGCCACCGCCGCGGUCGUAGCCUCCACCAAGUCUGGGAAAUCCCAGAUUGAAGAGACUGAAACAAUGGACUUCUCCAGCAUGACUCUCACCCAGAUUAAACGACAAGAGAUGGACGCACAGGUCCUGGUCCUGGAGCUGGAGACCCGUCUGCAGAAGGAGCGAGAGCGUCUCGGCGAGUUGAGGAAGAAGCAUUAUGAGCUGGCCGGCGUAGCAGAGGGCUGGGGCGAGGAAGAGGACGGCACAGGAUGAGACCCGCCGGCCCGGUCUUCCCCCUCCUCCAUCACCGGAUCCACUUCUGUCCACCUCUAACUAUUUAUAGAAACUCUUUUCUUUUCCUCUUCUUGUUUUUGUGUUUCUCUUUUCCUUAAUUCUUUGUUACAAAAGCCAAACGAAAAGGUGCUUCUUUUCUAAAUCUGCUUCUCCACACGUGUCCUCACGCUUCCCAUACCCACAAGGGCCCGGGGACGGGCGGUACCGCAGGGAUGAACAAAUGGAUGUACUGGCGGAAGAAGAGCUACAUCCCAUCUUCACAGCCUCACAAGCCCCCUGCCUUCUCCUCCGGGACUGCGCUGCUGAAAAGCGGCGGGGAAGGCUCUCCGUUGUGCCGAGUUUCUACGUUUAUUCUUCCCCCGUUUUUCCACUGACGCCGCUGCUUCGAGGAAUCACGCCGGAAAUCCUAGGAGUUCCUCCCGAGGACAUUCAGGAUGCGGAGCAGCAGAUGUGGGUCUAGCGCUGCCCAAACUCCAUGUCUCUGCGUACCAUAGAUGGCAGGAGUGCUCUCCUCUCAAAACAGUGUUUUUGUUUGGUUUUUCUCCUACAGUCCUGAGUUUAUAAAGCUGCGGGAGCUCUGUCUGAUCCAGUCCGACCCUCCCCUCCCCUCCUCCUCCUAUUCUUUUCUCACUGUGAGUUAUCGCCUCAUUAAGUCCACGCCGCUUAACGGGCCGGUUCACUGGACUUUCUGCCUUUCACGUCCUCACCAUUGUAACGACCGUGACUGUUAACCCAAGCAGCCCAAGCUUCCCUCUUUUGUCUCUUAACUUAAACACCAGUUUGCUUGGGAACUCUCAGAACAACCCCCCUCCCCCUCAUAAAAAAAAAAAAAAAGGAGGACGUCAACAUGUAGAGGGGUUGGGGGAGUAGUUUCAGUCAGAAACUCUUAAACACACCUCUGCACCUGACUGUUGAGACUGCCAAAUAUAACUCUGAGGUCGAGGGACGGGUUGAUCACAACACUAAUGACAUGAGUGUCAUUUUUGUGUGUGUGUUUUUUUUUUUACCCUCAACUUUUAACAGUUAAUUUAUAGAGCAGGGUAGCUUAAAAGUUGCGGCGUGCUCUGACGCCUUACUGUUCAAUAAUACAGACAUUGCUCUUUAGUUGUCGUGUGACAAGAGGUUGACUUAAAGUUGGAGACCCUUUACUGAACUCAUGAAGAUGACAGUCAGCAGUAAGGCGGCGCUCCAAGUGAGGACCAUCAUCCUUUUCAUGUAUUUCAGGAGACACAACUGUCUGUUUUUUAGUUUUAGAUAAAUCUGCGGCAACAAGCAAAUGUAUAUCUGUUCUGAACUGUUGAGUCUCUGUCGCCGGAGGAGUGAAGGCACAACUGCUGCACAAGCCUUUAUGGAGGAGAUUGACCUGGUUUCAUCACGUGAUCGUCAGAUUCCACGUCGCUGAUGGUUGAUGCCAGCGGACUCUGGACGUGUUUUCAGUGCUUUCCUUAAGACCAAGUAGCUGUGUGUAUGAACUAUAAGCCUUCUAUUGUUGGAGGAAAAACAACACUUUUUUUAAUCUCAGAGCAUUAGUUUUUUGCAUCUCUCUGGGUAAAACUCAGUUAAAUUGAAAAAAAGUACAAAAAGAUGCACAAAUGGCACACGCUUUUAAUACAAGUCAUCAUUUCUUCCUGAAGAAGUUGUUAUUUAAAGUAGUUUCCUGAUGUAAGGGUGACUUGCAGCUUGCUGCCGGUGGACUCUGAGUUGUGACCAUGCCUUUGUGGAAAACGGGAUAAGCAGACCUUUUGGUUCAAUCCAACAUGUCGCACCUUCUUCCUCUGAUGCUGCAGACGAUGAUUCUGUGUCUUAACAUUCUCAGUUUUGACACUCCCACUGCAGUGGUUGAUCUCUACUCAUUUUUAAUGCGAGUUUUAAUUUUUUAACAGUUGCUGCUCAGUUACUAUUUGCCAAUAUGUCUUCUUAAAAAAAAAAAAAAAAAAGACCACUUGAAGCGAGGUUUGACCCUUCUGGAGGAAGAUGGUUAAUUGGAUGAAAGCUACAAGUCCUCUCUGAAAUGUUUUCCCAUUUAUCGUCACCUUUCUGCUGCUCCAACCAGGUUAAAACACAUUUUCUUUUUUGUUUUUGCAGAACUGUUAACGCCAGGUUUCAGUAUUUAAUAAGGAUUUAGGCUGUCGUGGCUUCUUUUCCUAGCAUCUGGAUAAACUGUUAACUGAUUCUAAUUGGAAAUUGUAAUAUAAAACAAAAUAUAGCAUAAAGAAGCGAAGAUCUCCUCUCAGUGGUAUUUCAAGUGUCUUGAAUGAUGAAUUGAACAUACUUUGGGUGAUGUUUGGUUUUCUCUUUGCCCAGAUAUUCUUUAUUAACCCCACAUUGUCUCUCUCGGGUUUGUGUCAGUAGAUUUACCAGCUCAGCCAGCCUUUCAAACUGCCUCACACUGUAGUCACAAACAAAUACUCACAUAGCAGCAUUGAAAUAUGUCUUUGUAUGAUAUUAUACUAAAAACCAUGUUGGUGAGUUUGUUUUUAUUUUUCCAGUUUUUGAAAUAAAUAUUUCCGCUCAUUAAUA